Urocitellus parryii (Arctic ground squirrel) is the source of this 2632-nucleotide messenger RNA. It is a transcript of the gene F9, whose product is annotated as coagulation factor IX. Gene Ontology annotation, cellular component: extracellular region. The record is from RefSeq and is a predicted model, not a curated record. Lineage: Eukaryota; Metazoa; Chordata; Mammalia; Rodentia; Sciuridae. Gene Ontology annotation, molecular function: serine-type endopeptidase activity; calcium ion binding. Gene Ontology annotation, biological process: zymogen activation; blood coagulation.
GCACAAUCUACUAGCAAAGGUUAUGCAGUGCCUGAACACGAUCAUGGCAGAAUCACUGGGCCUCAUCGCCAUCUGCCUUUUUGGAUAUCUACUCAAUGCUGAAUGUACAGUGUUUCUUGAUCGUGAAAAUGCCACCAAAAUUCUGAGCCGGCCAAAGAGGUAUAAUUCAGGGAAAUUGGAAGAGUUUGUUAGAGGGAAUCUUGAGAGAGAAUGCAUAGAAGAAAAGUGUAGUUUUGAAGAAGCCCGAGAAGUUUUUGAAAAUACUGAAAAAACUACUGAAUUUUGGAAGCAAUAUGUUGAUGGAGAUCAGUGUGAGUCCAAUCCAUGUUUAAAUGGUGGCAGUUGCAAGGAUGACAUUAAUUCCUAUGAAUGUUGGUGUCGACUUGGAUUUGAAGGGAAGAACUGUGAAUUAGAUGCAACAUGCAACAUCAAGAAUGGCAGAUGCAAGCAGUUUUGUAAAACAGGCACUGAUAGUAAGGUGGUUUGUUCCUGUACUGAGGGAUACCGACUUGCAGAAAACCAAAAGUCGUGUGAACCAGCAGUGCCAUUUCCAUGUGGAAGAAUUUCUGUGUCAUACACUUCUAAGAAGCUCACCCGUGCUGAGACUAUUUUUUCUAAUAUGGACUAUGAGAAUUCUACUGAAGCUGAAGAAGGCAUUUUGGAUAACAUCACUCAAAGCACCGAGCCAUCUAAUGACUUCACUCGGGUUGUUGGUGGAGAAAACGCCAAACCAGGUCAAUUCCCUUGGCAGGUCCUUUUGAAUGGUAAAAUCAAUGCCUUCUGUGGUGGCUCCAUCAUCAAUGAAAAAUGGGUUGUAACUGCUGCCCACUGUAUUGAGCCUGGUGUUAAAAUUGAGGUUGUUGCAGGUGAAUAUAACAUUGAAGAGAAAGAAGAUACAGAGCAAAAGCGAAAUGUGAUUCGAGUUAUUCCUCACCACAACUACAAUGCAACUAUUAAUAAGUACAACCAUGACAUUGCCCUUCUGGAACUGGAUGAACCCUUAAUACUAAACAGCUACGUAACACCUAUUUGCAUUGCCAACAGGGAAUACACAAAUAUCUUCCUCAAAUUUGGAUCUGGCUACGUGAGUGGCUGGGGAAGAAUCUUCAAUAGAGGGAGAUCAGCUUCAAUUCUUCAGUAUCUUAGAGUUCCACUUGUUGACAGAGCCACAUGCCUUCGGUCCACAAAGUUCACCAUCUAUAAUAACAUGUUCUGUGCUGGCUUCCAUGAUGGAGGUAGAGAUUCAUGUCAAGGAGAUAGUGGGGGACCCCAUGUUACUGAAGUGGAAGGGACCAGUUUCUUAACUGGCAUUAUUAGCUGGGGUGAAGAAUGUGCAAUGAAAGGCAAAUAUGGAAUAUAUACCAAGGUAUCCCGGUAUGUCAAUUGGAUUAAGGAAAAGACAAAGCUCAAUUAAUGAAAAAUGCAUUUCCACAGUUGAUUCAUUGGGAUUGGAACUGGAUUGGGCCCUUUAAAUUCCUUGUGUCUUGUUGAAUUUAAAUAUAUACUUCUAUAAACAUUGCCUUUUCUCUUUGCAGGGGAGAAUUCCAUCUAGAAUUUAUAUUUUACUAGAGGAAGUAGAUUAGAAAAUGUAAUCACUAGAGAAAUGCAGUGUGGUAGGAAAUCAUCACCAUUUACAAAGGGCUCAGCCCUUACCAAAAUUGUGAAGUUCUCCACCCUGCCCAGCAGGUUCUAUGGUUCUCCAUUGUGGUAACUCACCUGAUUCUCCCUCCUUAACAGCAUUCCUUGUUCUAAAUCUUCCAUGCCUCUCUCAUCAAAACAUCAACAUUCAUUAGGUCAGUAACCAGGAUCUUUACUUGAGUCCAUCACAAGGCCAACACCACAUUCAUAAAGAGAACAUAGGAAUAGUUAACAGGUCAAAACUUGUUGGAAGCACUUCUUAUUUUUCUCUGUCUUUAUUCCUGAAUCCUUAAAUUUUUCUGACUCCCAAUCUCCAAAUCAACUUUUCUAUUUCUUACUCCCUCUCGGUCAUUUCCCCUCCACAGUCAUUAAAGGUGGUAAGGGGAGCAUUCUGUUUCACUGCUGUAUAUAGGUGUAUGUGUCUGUUAAAACCUGGCUUUCUUUUAUUUUAGUCUCAGAUUGACUUUUAUAACAUAGGGAUGAAGGAAGGUGAUUGAAGAACAUGUUGGGAAAGUUCCUUUCAGAGCAUUAAAGCUAGUGUGUGUGUAUCUCAAUGAGCCAUCUAGAACAGUUCCCUAAGAGUUUGUCACUAGGUGAUUAUGGCAGUCUGGCUGGGGAUGGUUCCAUCAAGGCAAGGCUGGCAGGUCACUAACUAAAAAAGCUGACAUAAACCAAGGUAUUUUAUCCCCUGUAUGGAAAAAAAUAAUGCUAACAGAAAGAACAUUCCAUUUGUAACCAAGAACUAGCAGAGUCUUUAAGGGAGAAAUUAGCAGCAUAUCUCCAACAUUACCUGGAGCCAAGCAAGAAGUUUCCUAGACCAGAGACCAUGAGCAUCAUCUCCUUGGCUAAUAUAUACAUCAGUGGAGAAGGGCACACAGGCUCAAAGAGCUGAGUCAUUACACCCAGAUAACUAACUCCCCCUUUUUUUUAUUCCAUGUUCACCAAGGAACUUUGUGAUUAUGAUUAAUCUUUCUCUACUGAAUUUCCUAGAGGG